Molecule: messenger RNA, 1132 nt
Organism: Pungitius pungitius (ninespine stickleback)
Lineage: Eukaryota; Metazoa; Chordata; Actinopteri; Perciformes; Gasterosteidae
Product: major intrinsically disordered NOTCH2-binding receptor 1-like homolog
Exons: 4
Coding region: 49-957 (302 amino acids)
Source: RefSeq, a predicted model, not a curated record
AGUAGUGGUGAGCGCGGGCAGGCGACGCGUUCAUGUUGGACGGCCAGGAUGGACAUCUCUGCUCUGCCCAACAACAACCACCCCGAGAAGUUCCUCCAGCUGGACGUUGGGAUGCUGCCGGCCACACGCGGCCUGUUCCAGGUCGGGGCGGCCGUGUCUGGUCACAAACACUGGCAGAACCGAGUCUACUCCCAGAGAAGGUGCAGCAGAGGAGAAGGUGCAGCAGAGGAGAAGGUGCAGCAGAGGAGAUGGUGCAGCAGAGGAGAUGGUGCAGCAGAGGAGAUGGUGCAGCAGAGGAGAAGGUGUAGCAGAGGAGAAGGUGCAGCAGAGGAGAAGGUGCAGCAGAGGAGAAGGUGCAGCAGAGGAGAAGGUGCAGCAGAGGAGAAGGUGCAGCAGAGGAGAAGGUGCAGCAGGUGUCAGUGUGACAGUGAAGUCCAGGAGGGACAGAGUGAGCAGGAGAGUGUCAUUGAAACGAAAGUGGGCUGGAAAUUGUCACUGUCUUCACAGAGGGGGCAAAGGGUUAAGACUGCAGGCUGGUCCCCUGCAUCCCCAGAGGCCCCUCCUGUGGCGUUUGAGGACCGAUACCUGGGGAAGCACAUCACACCAGUCACUCUGAAGGCCAACAUCAAAAGGAACCCUCUGUUUAUAGACAUGAGAGCAAUGGAAGCCGUGGACAACAGGAAGACCAAACCCUCCUGGACGGUCAGGGAGUACGACACACAAUCCGCCCACGGGAACCUCGCCCAUUAUUUGAAGGAGGAAGCCAGUACUCCCAGAGAUCUGGACUUUUGGCUCGAGGAUCUCUACACACCAGGAUUUGACUCUUUGCUGAAGAAGAAACAAGCGGAACACAAGAGAAAAAAACUUUGUAAAAUUGUCUCUCUAAUAGUUUUGUCUGUUUGUGCCAUUCUUAUUGUCAUCAUAGUGCCAGUUGUGCUUCUACAAAAGCAAAACUGACUGAUGAGGACAUUGCCGGUAUAUACUAUGGGGUGGUUACUAUUACACCCCCCAUUACUUGUACAAAGGACACACACACGCUGAAGGGAUGUAAUGUUGUAUUGAAUUUGUUGUUUAGUACAGAUGUUGAAGGCCAGGCCAGCUGUUGACGUUAAUAGUUCUGCUCUCUUUAUAC